GUUAUCAACUUCAUUCAAUAUUUGCGAGAACGGCGGUAGUCUUCGAUUGAAGUCUUCAGUCAGACAACUGAUGAGUAUAGAAUGGAGCUUUACUUUCUCUUCCAUCCGCAAUUCUUGGAAUCUCUCCAUAUUAACGACGACAAUCGGCCAGGUCGACGACGCGAUGGGGAUUAAGGCCGAGCGAGCCGAGAGGGCGCGCUGGCGACCAGAAAACCACGCGAGCACUAGACAGGGAGAACGACGGGCUCGAUAGCGUCUGCGACCGAAGCGAGCACCGGAGACAAGCACGACGGGGCGGCUACCGGCGAACACCACGACGCGAUGACAAAAACAGACUGAAACAGGGAGCCGAGCGCCAAGGACGAGCCGAGCAGGAAAUCGAGAUCCGAGUUGGGCGAGUGGGAGGAACAGGGAGCUGGGCGACCGAGCGCCAAUGGGGAUGGGGCAUGUGCGUCCCUGCGACCAGAGGGAGUGCCGCGGCUACAGGGGCGCGGUUUGGCCAGGGAGGAGCAGCCGACGCUGGAGCUGGAAGAGGCUUCGGCCAUGGGGAAAACAAGGGGCCGGGGAGGAACUCGGCUGGGAGGAGCUCGACGCAAUGGAGCACGGAGGAAGGAGAGGGGUGCGCACCAUGGAUGCGCAGGAGCGAGCUCCGGCAGCGCGCGUGGGGCUGGAACACCGAGCUGGCAGCCGGCGCGCAGAGAGAGGCGACCGAGGAAGAUGGAGAAGCUCGGUGGAGCGCCAUCGGGGCGAGCCGAGGGAGAAAGGAAGCCGCGGCAGAGAGCUCGCCGCGCAGAGAAGACUCCACUGGAGAACGAGCAGGGAGAACAAAGGAGCUGGGCGAGAAAUUUCACGCGCGGGCGCCAGGGAAUAUGAUAGGGCCGAGCAGGGCGCCGAGAGGAGGGAGAUGAGGGAGGAUCGAGCUCAUCGGCUGGGGAUAGAAGAGCGACUAGGAAGAUAAGACUGCUGGGAUUUUUUUUGCAGGUGACCGACGAAGCUUACGCGGCCACGGCAAGAACGAACUGGAGGCUGAAUGCCGCAUGGAGAUAAGAAUGGAAGCUGUUAAGCGGUAAGAAAAUCAAAGGAAGAGACAAACGUGCCUUGAGAAAAAUCCCGGCAACGGAUGAAGAUAGGAGUGGCUGAAAGGAUAUUUUUCUAGAUGUUUUUUUAUUUUUCUUUUCUUCACUCUUUUUUUAAAGAGAAUUGCAAAUAUUUUGGAUCAUGAUUUUUAGCGAUGUACACUAGGUCAACACGCUAUACGGCUACACAUUUCUUUAAAUAAAAUGGAAAUUUCAGAAUAUUUGAAUUUGGGUCUAGACAAGAUGUACACAAUCUAAUUAAAACGACACUUGGGUUAAACAUAUUAUUUACUGGGACUUUGAAAUAGGACACCGAAUCGGCUAACAAUUUUUCCGGUUUCAAUUAGUUCGGAUUCAGUUUAUUUAAACAGUCUGUCCCUGGUAGUGGCUUUACCAAAUUUAUAGAGAUUGCUCGAACCGAGCGAAAUACUUAAGUGACAAUUUUAUUUCGUCUAGAUUAAUUUUAAAUUGGCACUAGGCUCGACACUUUUAGAAUUAAAUAAAUUUUAAACUGUGCGAGCCGAAUGCGACAUCGCAAUCGGAAUUCCUCCGGGGACGAUGUCAGUAUCGUCACGGGAGCGAGAUGUAGACGGAUUAAACCAGACGAGAUCCGAUUCGAUAUUUAGGACAACACUGGUUUGGUCGAACUCAGAUAAAAAUUUACCCGUCACCAAAACACAGCUGAUUUGAUUAUCCUACAGUGUGGGCUGAAGAACAAAUGGGAUUAGAUGAAUUCGCACCCGUAAUUUAUAUCCAAGUUUUGGAUCGGGCAAGAAACGACAAGCCGAAUUAAACUGAUUUCGGCACUGAUAAUUUGUUCGGCGUGAUUCGACCGAAAUUAGCCGAAACACAAUAUGUGAACGUAUACGCGAUUUUUUUCGUCGAAACCGCGUGCUGAAGAAUUAAUUGGAUUAUAACCUCGCGCAUGAUUUCGCGCGAUUCAAAUUAUUUUACCCCGAACAUUUUAGUCGUCGAGUUCAACUAAUUUGCCCGGGAUAAAAAUCAUCUUAGUGAGUCGGACUUCCAAAUUCGUAUUCGCGCGAGCGAUGAAUUUUAAAUAAUCACCGGACGCACCGAUGUUCGGAACGACGAUGUUCCGAAGAACACGGAAAUUUUGGAAGAGCCUGGAUUAAUAAAAAUAAAAACAAUGUCGCACCCGCAACAGACGAAACAGAUGCGAUAUUAAAAUCGCAAUAGGCGAAGAUGAUUAAAUUUUAGUAUCCGUUUCAUCCACUGAUAUUACGUGCUUAACUCCAUACUCGUUGUCGAGCGGACGGUAAGCACCUGAGGUGUUACAGCCCUCCCCCCUUAAAAGAAUCUCGUCGCGAGAUUCGGAGCGAAAGACUCUUAAGAGUAGAGAAGCAUGUAACCCAUGUCCAUAUCAGCGAUAACCAUAAAACAGCUCCAAGCAAAGGCGAGUGUCUCAGGAUGUUGUUUCUCUAGUGGACAUAACAUGUAUUGCCUUAAGCUAAUUUAGAAAUGUCCAAUAAUAGAGACGAUGUCUGCCAGAUGAACACAUAGGGUUCCAUGUGUGCAGCUUGCUUUUUCUGAUGACACUGUACUAUCUGAGUCUAUUGGGCGAGCGAUAAAUACGCGAUUUUACCCAAAUAGAAUUAGAUGCACCAUCUUGGGUAUAACACACAGAAAGAUGUUUACCAACAAGUGGUCACAGUGAGUUCGUAACACACGAGACGGAUGUGGAUGUCGAAUACUGUCGCGGUUAACAUAUGGCUAACCCGAGAAUUCAAGUCCACGAAAGAUGGUAUAGAUUCUAGAGAAUCACCAGUGAAGAGAUCUGUAGAUACGGACUUUACGACCAGUCCAUUUUAUCAAGCACUAGGCAUGGCUCGACUUGAUCGCAUAUGCUGGGAAAACACACGUGAGGCGAUCGAGGCAUAACUAGAGCGAUAAUUAGAUGGUUACUGGUCGACUUAAUUUGAUUUUGGUAAGUACUUUCUUUAGGGUGGGUUGAACCAAAGUGAGUUUAGACAACUCAAUAAAGCGAUCUCUAAACUCAGCCUUCGUUCAUUGAGCAGUUACAAGUUAGUCAAAACCAACUUGUUGAACUACUUUUGACAUUAAGCAAAUCCUCUCAGUACCAUUGGUAAGCCAAGGGUUGAGAGUUCACUCAUACUAACAGUUGAUCAUGCACUUGGGCAGAAAUCCAUUUGGUCAGGUUGUUCAUCCGUUUCUUCAUGUGAGAUGAAUUAUCCACUUGGUUAGGGAAUACUUGGAUUAAAUAAGAGAGCGAAUGAACAAACUCCUGCAUCACAACAGCAGGGAAAAAUCAAUCUUCAUUUUGAGAGCUAAUCAGUUGUCUCUCGACACUAAAAAGCUCCAAGGCUUCACCUUUACACGAAGGAUGUAAAGGGAACUUGUAUGAGUAGUCACCAUCAAAGUAAAGGGACAAGAGACCACACAUUAAAGGGGUAUGCCCUUUUGAUCCAACAGAGAUGAUAGAUGUUGCUUGAUCACUUGACAAACAACAUAGAAAUUGUUUCAAGGAAGUAGUUUACGGAAGAUAACACAUCAGUGUAGUUCCACAAUGGAUCAUGACCAGAGACCUUGAUACCAGCAUCCGACGAGUAGCAUAGUCCUGUGUGCGCAUUCACAGGAGGCUCUCAGUUUCGCUGCGGCACCAUAAGUCAUUAACCAUGACACCAUUACCGAACUGGCACCAAUAACAAUCUCACGUAGCAAAAAAACAUAUUGUGCCAAGAUAACGCAUUGACAUAGUCUCAUAAUGGAUUACAACUACUAACUGUGAUACCAGCGCGUGCCGAGUAGCACAACCAUGUGUGCGCACCCACAGAAGGCCCUCGGUUUCAUCACGGCACCAUCAGUUUUAGUCAUAGCACCAUUACCAGACAUAACCAAUAAGAAAUCUCGCGCGACACCAAUGGAUUAGGCAAGGGUGACAAUAUACAAAGAGACUCUACCUGUAAGAAUGGUUACAAGUAGAGAACCAAAUAGAUUAUGGCCCGAUGAAAUGAACAAAACAUGGCCAUAACUUAAACUUGAUGAGAGAAGUACGAUGGGAGACCGAUACUUCAGCCACAAGCAUAUUUCUAUGCCCAUCACAGAGAUUACAAAGUCAAGGAUUAAGUUGGUAUGCCUUCGAUAUGUAUGGGGAAACCAAAGGCAUCAAACUCAAGAAAAUGGUCGGACAUACCUUUCCUAGGUUAGGUUGAUAAAACAACAUGGCGAUCCUUAAGAACCAGCACACUGGAUAAGGUACAACAGCUUGUACCAAUUGUCAAGGGCAUGGUCUAAGAUGGAAAUAUGAGUCGAGAUUCUUAUUUUAAGCUUAAGUACCCUUUUUGUCCAACGAAGAAAUUAUCUAAGCAUUUAUUUGUAUGUGUUUGGUCAUGGAGUGAUAACGGAAAAAAAAUUAAGUUUUGGGUCAUGGUUUACUAAAUAAGAACAUGGCCUAGUUUUGGGUUUAGGCAAUCAAUUACCAACUUUCUAUCGGCACAUCAAGCACAAGAGCAAGCACAUAAAACACCCUAAGAGGUCACCUAAGGAAUGGAGGACACCUAUUUCAUCGAAGUUCAUAAUUCAGCAUUACACCACAUUAUCUACAAUCAAUGGUUACUGGAAUAAAGAUGAGAGAAGCAUUUUGGGUGUAUAGGUGACAAACAUGAUGCAACAAUCAGGAUGCAUGCUCGUCUUAUUCGUCCUCACUGAUUUUGCCAACAUAAUGUGGCGAUAGCGUUCUAUAUCGGUGGCAUUCUUACGACUCUCACGGUAAUUUGCUAGUCGUCAGCUACACAUACGUUUUCGAGGUUAGUGUACCUGCAGAAAAAUCCAUCAUAGCCCAAUUCCCAAUGAUGCAAGUCACACAUGACAGUUUAUCACAGUUUAUACUCCAUAUAUUGCUAUAUGGAGGCCAGCUCAUCAUUAAGCGUCGAGCCACGCAUAGGCGCUGUUGCCACACUUUAACCAUAGGGCAACUCAUUAUGGUAACUCACCUUCUUACCUGAGCGUAGGUGCGUCGUUACAAGUACAUUACACUUCUCAGUAUUCCCAUGUUUGUAUACCCAUACACAUCCAUGGGGUACCGAAUUCCCAGAAAAGUAAAUACUCCACAUCGCAGCUUUUGUAUAUACAUAUGUAGAGCAUGUAUAUAGUCAAGCGCCACAAUUAAGCACUUCCCUAGACCGACAAUUGUUCGGUCAUGCUCUCACAUCUCACCUUACCUUAGUGUCGAUCCAUUCAAGACUGAAUGGCCUUAAAAAUAACAAUACACAUGUAUGCAAUACCCACCCGGUUGUGGGUUAUGGUUUUCAAAUAAGCCACCUAAUAGUCCUUAACUUAGGGCUUAACAGAGGAUGUCGCUAGCAUUAUAGUUUUUCAAAACUGUUUUUCAAAGCCAAACAAUGUGUUUAGUUGAAAAUAGUUUUUCUAAAACCAAAACUUUUGUUUUGAAAAUACGUAUGUGACAGUAUAUACUUAAUCCUGCUCCGAUACCAGCUGUGGCAGAACCUCCCAAGUUAUUGGGCCCACAUGCACCUGUCCUUGUCUCAAAGACCUCAGACAGCUAUGCAUGUGCACCAGAUAACUUAACAGGAUCCGUCCGAUUGCCCAAGGACAUCGGAUAAACCACUUACAACCAGAACCGCGGGAUUAAGUAACACAAAUCACACACACAACAUUUUUGCAGCGGAAAUCUUAUUACCAAAUUUUACAGGUUAUAAAAAAAAUUUACAUUAUUUUAUCGGAGUGAUUACAAAAGUAUAAGUUUGAAAUAUAUGCUAGCUCAAGUGACCAUCCUCAAUAAGAAGUAUAUAAGAAGUACUUAGACUUUUAAGAAGGCCGAGCCCACCGGCACUUAACACCAUCAACAACAGCAUAAAGUUAAAACCUGAAAAACAACAGGGAAUAAAACCCUGAGUAUGGAAUUACUCAGCAAGUCUUACCCGACUAAGGAAAAGACUCUCAAGGGUAUGCUGGAUAAAUAGGAAUCAAGGAGAGGCUUUAGCAAAAAUCAACUUAGAUACUUUUGCAGAAAUAGCUUACUAAAGUGAGUCCUUACUUUCAACAUUUUAACGCCAGAUUAAGUAUUAAUAGACUCUGUUUGCCUUUAGUCUAAUUUCAUCAUCUCAUCAAUACAACAUUAUUUUUAUCCAUAAUGUUCACAUCCUGACUUAGGUUGUAGACAAGUGACCACGUCUUCAUAACCGCGAAGGUACGGCGAUCCGAAUCGAUUAUACUCAGCUGAGGAUCUCCAAUCACACGACAUAUGUAGCACUUAACCCUUGCAUAUGUCAACCCGCCACCGGGGUUCUUAAGACCAGAUCAGGUUCACGCAAACCGAGAGCACAGAUACACCACCGUCCAGCCUCUUGCCACGGAGGGUACACGCUACUCUCGCCACCGCUCCACGCCCAUUUCGU
Molecule: messenger RNA, 6472 nt
Organism: Zea mays
Lineage: Eukaryota; Viridiplantae; Streptophyta; Magnoliopsida; Poales; Poaceae
Exons: 1
Coding region: 434-958 (174 amino acids)
Source: RefSeq, a predicted model, not a curated record